CUCGAGGCUUGAAGGCUGUAGGACACGCUUGGGAGUCAGAAUGAGAUUCCUUCCCUUGAUUAUUUUUUCGAGGAUGCGGGAAGAUAGGCCAGCGAGCCUGGAUCCCUCACUUCUUCAUCAUUACUUUGUCUUUUCAAAUCUUUGAGCUAUGUUGUCGCGAAACCCGGUUCACUUUGAGAAUCAACGUCUCGAAGGAAUCGAGAGUCUGACUCGAGGACGAAGAACAGCUGUCAUGGACUGACUGACAGACGCCGCCAAUGAAUCGCCCAAAUUAGCAUCCUUGACUAUGUCGCUGCAUUAUCGCAUGAAGCGCGCACAAAGCCGCCUUGUUGAUUGUCCCAUCAUCCCGACUUUGGCACGCUUUAUCUGAGCCGAGACUUGCCAUUGAUGCAGCCAUUCUCCAUGCUCACAUGGCACUCUCGCACAAAGGUGGCCGCCCUUUUGCGGUUUCAGAUAAUGGCGUCGGCCUUCGGUAUGAAAACAAGUCUCUCUGUAACGGGCUGGGGUAAAACCCACUUUUUGGCACUGCUGCUUUUGUCAAUCCCAACUCGUACUUGAGAUACUCGUACCUGAUCAUGCUGUUGUCUUACAUUUACACCGUUGCCAAUUAUAGCUUGAUAGACCGUCUUUGUCCUGGGAUUCUGGGCUGAGGGCAACAAGCUAGGAAAAGAUGUAAACUCGUAGCAUUUAAGCCAUCUGAUUCCAGCAGGCCUCGAAUCCAUUUGCAGCCCUCAAAAUGAGCGACGACGACGACAGUUCUUACCCUCGACCUGCGUGGGACGAGCAAAGUUUCGGGCCAAAGCUCGAUUUGGAUGCCUUGCCUGACCCCCCCGACACCUAUAACCCCAUUGGAUACACGAAACUCCUUCGGUUCACCUCUCAACGCCGCCCUUGCAAAAAGGAUGCUCUUCGCUGGAAGAGAUUCUAUUUCUGGGGUAUCAAGCACGAAUGGGGACGAACUUCGAUCGCCACGAUGGAGAUAGCCUUUCGAAAGCUCCUAUGGUACACUGCACCUCACCACCAACCCAGAGACUGGGAAGAUUGGGACGCAAUGCUUGGAGAUGCUGGGCCCCGAACGAUUGAUUAUACGAAAAUCCCUUGGAACAGGCCAAAUGCGACGCUCCGUGCCCAAGGGUUGCUUUAUACGCCUGUCAGUCGACAUUUCCCGACUGUUCCAGCCCCGAAUGCGCCUCGCCCAACGAACUUCCGCCGGCCAGCCAAUGCGCCAGCCCAUUGGUCUGAUGCAAUGGUGUACCAGAGUGAGCAGAUUGUCCGGCCAACCUUCAACUCCGCCCAAGCAAAGCCAUACCGUCGACGUCUGGAUGUCACGGCUGAUAGUGAUGAUGAUGGCGACGACGGACUUCCUGCCACAGCGGUCCAGCCUGUCUUGAUGGGCACCGGCCCACAUCAAGGUACUGUGCAGGAGGUGAAGGAAGCUGUUGAACGGGCAAUCAUGAAAGUUGCAUAUUCAGGCCUGGAGAGGCACCCAGAUGCUGCCCCGCGUGCACCACCUCGCGAGAAGACCGCCACAACACAGGCAGAUGUCUUACGCUCCGCAAUCUGCUCCACAAUGGCCAACUCGCAUGUCCGUCUUAGGGAGGAUGAAUUGGGUCAGCUAUUCAUUGACCGUGGCGGCGUCUCUUGGGCCCUGAAAGGUCGUGGGCCUGUUUACACCAACGACUCUUGCGUCAUUGACUGUAUCAUCACAGCCGGAAAAUUGCUCGACGCUGGAUCCACUAAUGCCGACCGCUCUGACGCCAGUUGGGACACUCGAAUGAACGGGCUGCAGCGAACAUUUAUUGAACUGAGCGACGCCAAUUGGGACUUGUGCUCCCCCGAAGCCGGUGCGCAAAUGAAAGGUGUUCUAUCACACAAGAUUCGGCAGUUUGUACCCCAGUUUGGGGAUCAAACCCCCGGCGCGGUCCCAUUGUUAUGGAAGAUGGUCGCCGAACACCUUGGACAGUUCGCCCUCAAACUCGACCAGACUAGCACGCCUUGCGGAUGCUCAGCCGCUCCAGGGAUGUCUGAAAUAAAACAGACCUGCUAUGUGGAGCCUCAAUUCGAACGGGAAGACGCAACUGGUGUAGCGAUGAAGACACUUUUUGAACGCAUAUUCCAGGCUACUCAGGCUUCUCGAUGCGGCGGCUGUGGCGAGAAUGGAGACGUGCAGGAAAGAAGCUUCUAUCCACUUCCCUUGCGUAUGGCUGUCACUCUUGACCCCCGAGUUUCGAUAAUCGACCAUACGAAGGAUAUCACGUUUGCAUACAGGCCGUGUGGGGAGGUGGCUGCUGAGACAUAUGCUACCUAUCGCUGGCUCGGUGGGAUUUAUCACAAUGGAGGGGGCGCCUACCGGGUUUUCUGGAACGACACGAAACGGGGAGAAGCAGAUCAUGGACGGAUCAGCCAGUACGAACCAACGCUCGAGGGAUUAAUCGUCUCAGAGGAGUUGGAAAGCCCGGCACCGCAGCAUCGAGUACCCCCGCAAUGGUGGCACAACAAAUCGGUCCCGUUGCUUUUCUAUGAACGCAUCAUGAACCCUGCAGAAGAUCUUCUAAAGGCAGCCAAGAAAACAAUCAAGGGUAUGUUGAAGGACAACGCUCUAGGUGUCCCAACACUCGUUAGCCAUGAGCCCUGGCACACCGCAGAGCACAUGAGGCCUAGCAGACUAGGCUAUCCAUGGCAGCCUCUUGCGGUGGCGCAGCCCCCUGAUGCUCAGCGCUUCCACCUGGCUGAUGCACCAUACGUCCCUGGCCAGGUUCAAGCAACAGCAGCGUCUCCUCGUGCCUCGUAUGCUCCACACUGGAAUAAUGAAUUUACUCUCCCGCCCUUGCGAUCGACCAAUCUUCUGAAUGCUGGGUGGUCGGACCCCUUCGCAUUACAGCAACAGGAUCAUUCUGUUCAACUACCACCAAUCCAACCAAGUCCGAACUCAACAACGAGGGAUAGUGUCGGUGCGAGCAGGUUCUCGUCAGCUGUAUACAACCCAGGGCUCGAUUCGCCAGCGCCUGGGAAUGAAUUCACGAACGAGGCAUCGGGAAAUGUAGACGAGGAUGUUGAUAUGGAGAUGUAGGGCGUUUCUCAGUCUAUCAAGUGCUGAUGGAGCGGAGCGUUGAACGGGGAUGGCAAACUGAUAAACUGAGGAGGUUUUUUUUGGAGUGUGGAGUUUUGGAGUCUAGACUUUAAGCUGGAUCUUGUGAGUUUAUUCUCAGUUUUGUUGUCUGGAGCCUCGGCUUGUAUGUAUUUAUUUCGCAUGUUUGUUUGAGCUGUUCUUCCUCUUUCACUCUCUCCUGUAUGAAUUCUUUAAUUCUUCCUGGGAAUCUACACCGUUGGACCUGGAAUAGGUGGCCUCUUCGCUAGGCAGCAACUUGGAGAGCACCAUAAUUCCAGAUCUGAUCAUAGAUAGCUUGAUUUAUUUCUGUGUUAUAAGCUUUAUAUUUUAGAAACAAAACGCCAGGAAACCAUAACAUGACCAUAAUCACAGUGCCUUCUUGCAUAUACCAACCCAUAAAAAUACUGAGGUAGUGCUAUAAUAUACCGCAUACAAGUGAAGAUAAGGAGGUUGUUUAGGAGCGGGCAAGCUCUCUUGAAAGUUUUUCGCAUCCUCUAGAGUAC
This is a messenger RNA of Aspergillus calidoustus, 3612 nucleotides long. Lineage: Eukaryota; Fungi; Ascomycota; Eurotiomycetes; Eurotiales; Aspergillaceae. The record is from the annotation of a GenBank genome assembly.